Molecule: messenger RNA, 1652 nt
Organism: Gloeophyllum trabeum ATCC 11539
Lineage: Eukaryota; Fungi; Basidiomycota; Agaricomycetes; Gloeophyllales; Gloeophyllaceae
Product: Dehydroquinate synthase-like protein
Exons: 12
Coding region: 43-1524 (493 amino acids)
Cellular component (GO): mitochondrion
Molecular function (GO): alcohol dehydrogenase (NAD+) activity; metal ion binding
Source: RefSeq, a predicted model, not a curated record
GCUGUUUAAACCGUCGCCUCCAUCGACCAGCACGACUCUGCCAUGCCCCCGCCAGCGUCGAGAAGUACGAUCUUCAGGCUCAUCAACGCCUCCCAGCACUCCGCUUGCCCUUGCCAUGGCUGCAGGUCUUCUGGUCAUCAUCAUGGACAUGCACACCAGGCUAUGAAUCAGAUGAGGAAGUUCGCGACCCCUGUCCCUGAGAAGGAGUACGCGUUUGAGGUUGCUGCGUCCAAUCUGAGAUUCGGAGACGGUGUCACCCGUGAGGUCGGCAUGGACCUCAAGAAUAUGAAGGCAACUAAGGUUGGCGUGUUCACCGAUCCCAACAUUGCCAAGCUUCCUCCUAUGAAGAUGGCGCUCGAAUCAUUAGACGCCCAGACGGACCUCCCAUACGAAGUCUACGACAAGGUCGUGGCCGAGCCUACAGAAGCGUCUUGGAGGGAUGCUAUCGCAUGGGCCAGGAAGCAUGACUUCACCCACUUCUUAGCCGUCGGAGGAGGAAGUGUAAUGGACACGGCGAAAGCUGCAAAUCUUUUCACGGUGUACAAGGACGCAGACCUCAUGGACUUCAUUAACGCUCCCAUUGGCAAAGGCCUUCCAAUAACCAAGACUUUACGACCCCUCAUUGCUGUCCCGACAACCGCUGGUACUGGGUCGGAAACUACCGGUACUGCUAUUUUGGACAUCACGUCGAAAUCGUUCAAGACUGGGAUUGCCAGUAGGGCGAUGAAACCAACCCUGGGUAUCGUGGAUACUUAUAACACCGACACGUGCCCUACCGAAGUUCAUAUCAGCGCUGGGCUGGACGUGUUAUUCCAUAGCAUGGAGAGCUACACAGCAAUUCCAUACACGGAACGGACGCCUCGACCAGCUAAUCCCAUCAAUAGGCCUGCGUACCAAGGGAGUAACCCGGUCGCAGAUGUGUUCUCGCUAUGGGCUUUGCGUCAGACGGUUCAAUAUCUGCCUCGCGUGGCUAAGGACAAGGAAGAUCAAGAAGCGAGACGCCAGAUGCUUCUGGCGGCAUCGUUCGCUGGGAUUGGCUUCGGCAACGCGGGCGUUCAUUUGUGCCAUGGCAUGAGUUAUCCGAUAUCCGGCUUGAACAAGGCAGGGCCCAAAUAUAAGCAUCCCGGUUACUUGGUGGACCACCCUAUUAUACCACACGGUGUUAGUGUUGCUCUUACCGGUCCAUCAGUGUUCCAGUUCACCGCUCCUUCAGCGCCUGAUCGUCACAGAGAAGCACUGGCCAUCUUCAACAACACUACUGUAACAGAUCCGUCAAUAACGUCAAUUCCUGAUAGGGAGAUCGGUGCCCAUUUGUUUGAAUCUAUUGCGCGGUUCUUGGAUGGCCUUGGUGUCCCGCGCGGCUUGAAGGCUGUCGGUUACAAGAAGUCGGACGUGCCGAUGUUAGUGGACGGGACUAUUCCCCAGAGGCGAGUGUUGGAUCUCGCGCCUGGUGUGGGAGAUGUCGCCGGGGAAGAUGGAAGGGAGCAUCUGGCGAGGAUCUUGGAAAGCGCGUUGGAAUAUUAGGAAGCCAGCACAGCUAUGUACUUCACAGGAUCUUGAGUGUAAGUAUCCUCGGAAGCAAUUUGUGUAUAAAUAGUGCAUACUUGAGCAGUGCUGAAUUCACUGAUGAACGCAUCGUUCAACAUUCCGGA